This is a messenger RNA of Drosophila albomicans, 1087 nucleotides long. It is a transcript of the gene Vha36-1, whose product is annotated as V-type proton ATPase subunit D 1. Gene Ontology annotation, cellular component: proton-transporting V-type ATPase complex. The record is from RefSeq and is a predicted model, not a curated record. Lineage: Eukaryota; Metazoa; Arthropoda; Insecta; Diptera; Drosophilidae. The coding region runs from base 89 to 829 and encodes 246 amino acids. The transcript has a single exon. Gene Ontology annotation, molecular function: proton-transporting ATPase activity, rotational mechanism.
GUUGGAGUUUUUCAGUGUUCUUCGACGGGUGUGAAAAAUCAUUGGUGGUGCGCAAAUAUUAAAUUAGAUUCGAAAAUAUAAACGCAAAAUGUCUGGCAAAGAUAGAUUACCGAUUUUCCCGUCGCGUGGCGCCCAAAUGUUGAUGAAGGCACGUCUGGCUGGCGCCCAGAAAGGUCAUGGCCUUUUGAAGAAAAAAGCUGAUGCGCUGCAAAUGCGUUUCCGUAUGAUUUUGGGUAAAAUCAUCGAAACCAAAACUGUGAUGGGCGAUGUUAUGAAAGAGGCUGCCUUUUCGCUGGCCGAGGCCAAGUUCACGUCCGGUGAUAUCAAUCAGGUGGUUCUCCAGAACGUGACGAAGGCACAAAUCAAAAUUCGCACCAAGAAGGACAACGUUGCGGGCGUUACGCUUCCCGUCUUCGAGUCCUAUCAGGAUGGCGGUGACACCUACGAGUUGGCUGGCUUGGCUCGGGGUGGCCAGCAGCUGGCGAAGCUCAAGAAGAAUUACCAGAGCGCUGUCAAGCUGCUCGUGGAGUUGGCAUCGCUGCAAACAUCAUUUGUCACUCUCGACGAGGUCAUCAAGAUCACCAAUCGUCGUGUGAACGCUAUCGAGCAUGUCAUCAUCCCACGUAUUGAUCGCACACUUGCCUACAUCAUCUCCGAGCUGGACGAGUUGGAGCGUGAGGAGUUCUAUCGCCUGAAGAAGAUCCAAGACAAGAAACGAGAGGCGCGUCAAAAGGCGGAUGCUAAGAAAGCAGAGCUGCUGCAGCAAGGAAUCGAUGUGCGUGAACAGGCUAAUAUACUCGAUGAGGGCGAUGAUGAUGUGCUCUUCUAAAAACGAAGUAUUACUCCACUCGGUUUACUCGUAUUCGUGUGUGUAUUCCAGCAAUAUAUUAUUGUUACAACUUGUUUCUGUUUCCAUUUUAAAUUCGCAAAAUAAUGAAUUAUUGUAUGUAAUUGAAGCUACUUAAGCUAAAAGUAUAUAGUCGUAAUUCCAAUAAGAAAAAAACAAAUGUAUGUAUUCCAUUUUGUAGUUAUGUAGCGCUCAAAAAUCAUGCAUUAAAGUCUCUUUUGUUGUUCCAUAGAAUACAAA